AUGAUCAUGAAGUCGGCGAACAAGGAGUCUGGAGAAAAGCUUCGAAAAAUAAAGAGAGCUCAAGUUGCGGCGGAUAGAAGGCUCAAAGACGGGGGGGUCAUCCGAGGAGGUGUGCUCCGCCUCUGCUCUAUUUUCGCUUCUACCCCUAUCGCUUGCCCCGACGUCUAUUUGGUUCUCUCUGCUGUGGGCAUCGUCUCUCCUUGUGUGACGACAAAGAUAAUGGAACAAUCACCCAUUGAAGGAAAUUCUUCAACGCCAUCAACUCCAACUACUGCACCUACUUCAGUUGUCAGCAUUGAUUCAAUGUGCCUCCAAAUGCCUUUUAGAAACUCCGAGAGCCCUCAUCAUUCAUCGUCCACCACUCUGCAGGAAAUGAUAAAUUCACCAGGCUCUUCACCAUUUCCAAGACCUCAAGUUCUUGGUGUUUCUUCUAGUAGUGUUCCUUCAUCUUCAUAUAACAUUCCACAAACCGACAUUCCUUCAUCCGGUGGUCAUCAGUCUACCAAAAAAAAGUCAAAGCAAUGGAGCAUCGAUGAAGAAGUCGCAUUAGCCAAGGCUUGGAUCGAUGUUUCAAAAGACCCAGAAAUUGAAAAUCGGCAACAAUCCGAUUCAUUUUGGAGGCGGAUUCUUGAAUAUUUUAGCAAACAAUUAGGAGGUACUGAUCGAACUGUUCAUCAAAUGAAUUCAAAAUGGAAGAACAUGCACGAGAAGAUGAAGAAGUUCAACGAUAUCUACAACAACAAACUGACACAACGCCGAAGUGGUCAAUCAGAAGCCGAUAUAUUGUUGUUAGCACAAACCGAAUACAGAAACCUUUUUAAAAACAAAGCGUUUUCUCACGAGGCAGCAUGGGGGAUUAUCAAAGAAAACCCUCCGAAAAAGACGAAGACAUCUGAAUCAAACACUUACACAACUUCUGUGGAUGACAAAUUUCCCGAAGAGGAUGAGGGGUUUAAUGUUGAACAGCCGCAAAAACCGCAACGAAAGGGGAAUAAAGCGGCAUCAUCAUCAUCCUCUGAACAACAACAACAACAAAGGGAUGAACAACUGCUAAGGAUUGUUUCUGAAUUUAGUAAUGUUAACAAACAAGAUGUGGAGGAUAAAAAACGGCAUCGAGCGAAACUAGAGGAGUUCAAGGCGGAGAAGUUACGGAUCAUGGAGGAGGAAAAAGAAGAGAGGGUGCGUAUGAUGCGGGAGAAGCGACAGGAUAAAGAUAUGCAGUUUUAUCUUCGACCGCAUGAUCAUUUGGCUGGGGCGCAGUUGAAUGCAGUCUUGACACGCAAGCGUGAAAUAGCACAACGUUGGGGUUGGGAAUGAAAUGUUUUUGUGAGUAUUUAGUUUUGUAAUUUCUGUUUCUAUAUUUAAUGAAAUGUUAUCAUAAUUAGUUUAAUAUUUUUUAUUAAAAGAAAGUUGUGGUGGGUGUGGGAUGUAAAGAUGAUAAUUUUUGUGGCAGCCCGAUGGUUUUGAGAUGGGAAGUGAUUCGUACACAACAAUUUUUUACCGUACACAACAAUUUAUGCAUUAUAGAGUUGUACAAUACAACAC
Messenger RNA from Lactuca saligna, 1545 nucleotides. The record is from the annotation of a GenBank genome assembly. NCBI's taxonomy places the organism in Eukaryota, Viridiplantae, Streptophyta, Magnoliopsida, Asterales, Asteraceae.